Synchytrium microbalum is the source of this 1764-nucleotide messenger RNA. RefSeq lists its product as uncharacterized. NCBI's taxonomy places the organism in Eukaryota, Fungi, Chytridiomycota, Chytridiomycetes, Synchytriales, Synchytriaceae. Gene Ontology annotation, molecular function: GTP binding. Gene Ontology annotation, cellular component: nucleolus. The transcript has 9 exons. Bases 1 to 1764 code for a protein of 587 amino acids. The record is from RefSeq and is a predicted model, not a curated record.
AUGGCCAAGAAGGGAUAUAAUGGAGCAGGCGGCAGCAAGGCCAAGAAAGUAGACAAUAUACCGACCAACAUCAAAGUCAAAGGAACCAACCACUACCACGAUGCAGCUACUGUUAAACGACUAAACAUACUUAAAGGUGGAAAGCCAAUAAGGAAUAGCACUGGAAAGAUUGUCAAGGCUGCUCCAUUCCAAAAUCAUCUCAACUCGGGAGCGGUGGCUAGAGUGCAGCCUGAUAGAAGAUGGUUUGAAAACACUCGAGUCGUCGACCAAAAGAGCUUGGAAGCAUUCAGAGAUGCCAUGAAAACAAGAGCAAACGAUCCAUACACAUUCCUCCUCAAACAAAACAAACUGCCAAUGUCCCUACUACAGGACUCGACAAAGACUUCUCGUGUCCAUCUACUCGAAGUAGAUCCAUUCUCAUCGGCUUUUGGUCCAAAAGCUCAACGGAAACGAGUCAAGCUAAGCACUGAGACGCUGGCUGAUAUGGCUGAAAAGGCUGCUACUGGUGCAGACACGUACGAAUCAGUCAAAGACAAGAACCUCCUAUCAAACGCCGCUAUCGACGGUGUAUCUGAAGAAGCUAGAGGUCCUGAAUUCUCGAAAGGUCAAUCAAAACGUAUUUGGAAUGAAUUGUACAAGGUCAUUGAUUCAUCCGAUGUCAUCAUACACGUAUUGGAUGCUCGAGAUCCAAUGGGAACACGAUGCAAGAAUGUUGAAACUUAUAUGAAGAAUGAAGCCAAACACAAGCAUUUAUUGUUUGUGUUAAACAAGUGUGAUUUGGUACCUACUUGGGUUACUGCAUUAUGGAUUAAAGAAUUAUCAAAAGAUUACCCAACAUUGGCCUUCCAUGCUAGUAUCAACAAUUCGUUUGGUAAAGGAUCGCUGAUUCAGUUAUUACGACAAUUCUCGCGUCUGCAUAUGGAUAAGAAACAGAUAUCUGUUGGAUUUGUUGGAUACCCUAAUACUGGCAAAAGUUCCAUCAUCAACACAUUGAGACAGAAGGCUGUUUGCACAGUCGCUCCCAUACCUGGUGAAACCAAGGUCUGGCAAUACAUCACCCUUAUGAAGCGAAUCUACCUCAUUGACUGUCCCGGAGUAGUCUACCCAGCACCCGAAGACACUGAAACAGAUAUCGUUUUGAAGGGUGUCAUUCGAGUAGAAAUGCUCAAGAAUGCCGAAGAUCAUAUCCCCGCUGUAUUGGCACGUGUACGUAAAGAGUACAUGACCAAGACGUAUGGUAUAUCAGAUUGGACGGAUCCUAUUGAUUUCUUGACGCAGUGGUGUAAGAAGAGUGGGAGACUUCUCAAGGGUGGCGAACCAGAUCUCGGCACAGCAUCCAAAAUGAUAUUAAUGGAUUGGCUUCGUGGUAAAAUACCAUAUUACACGCUGCCUCCUUCGUACGUUGACAAGAAGCCCGAGUCUGCGGACAAGAAGGGCAAGAAACGUAAAGCUGCUGCUUCAGAUGAAGUUGAUGCGGAACUAGUGAAAGAGGAAGGUGAAGCAGUCGGUGCUGCUGCUGUUCAGUUGAAGGAGCUUAAGAGGAUUGUCGUUGCCCCAGCCUUCAACGCUUCUGAUCUGAAGGGUCCUACAUCAGAUGACGAUGUAACGGAGGAGACUGAAGAUGUUGAAGAUGAUGAGGAAGAUAAUGAGGAGGAGGACGAAGGUGAUGUCGUCAAGGAGGAAUCCCUUGGUGAAGAAGCUAGCCAAGAUGAUGGCAGCACUGGUGAAGAAGAUGAGGAAGAGGAAGAGAGCGAUGACGAAUAG